This is a messenger RNA of Daldinia caldariorum, 1578 nucleotides long. Its product is annotated as serine hydrolase FSH. The record is from RefSeq and is a predicted model, not a curated record. Bases 673 to 1425 code for a protein of 250 amino acids. The transcript has 5 exons. Gene Ontology annotation, cellular component: cytoplasm; nucleus. Lineage: Eukaryota; Fungi; Ascomycota; Sordariomycetes; Xylariales; Hypoxylaceae.
CAGUCUACUACGUAGUAGGCUGUUAUCAUGCCCAAUGACGGCGGCCCUGCUCAACUUAUACUAUUUCCAACAGUUAAACGCGCUAUUGGCGUCGUUACCCGGGUGGCGCCGAGGCCUUGCCUAAAACAAUCCGAGACUUAUAAACAUGGGCAUUAUCUUCGAUAGACUAAGGCCCAAUAGCUAGCUACCUAGGUAGCCAGAUCGAUUCUCAUAGGCCUUUGAAAACCCCGUGUCGAGUAGCAGGGGUUAGGUUGUCAACCCAUGCCAUGCGACUCCGUGUGAUAGUCUGAUAGGAAUCGGCGGAUGUUGCCACUGCAUGAAGUGCUGCUGCAGCAGCUUUUGCCAAGAUUACCCGCGCUGAGAAGCAAUGUAUCUAAAACGAGCUCACUAGUCUCCGGACUCUCUCUACGGACACCCCCGGAGGGGGAACCGGGACGGUAGGGUCUCAGUUCCAAACAGAGAUAUCAAGUAACUUAUACGUAAACUAACACGUAAGCCUUCUUCCGCGUUUUCCCAUUCUUCAAUAACGCGCAAUCACUCAUUUUAUUGCAUUCCUUGCUUCUCGUGAUUGUCUCUUAUGGCAGUGCAUCAUCAUCCCCUCUAUUCUCGUCCAGUUCGGUGUAAUUAUCGUGUGCGGUUUUUUCGAAACUACCUACCUCACAAUCUUGCAACAUGAAGUUUCUAUGUUUGCCAGGCGCAUAUGGAAGCGCUGAUAAAUUCCAAGUUCAGCUAGCACCUCUUAUCAACGAAUUGCUGUCUGAUGACACCGCCCAGUUUCGGUUUGUCGAUGCGCCAUGUGAGGCAGUACCUCCAGAAGGGUUCGAAGAUUUCUUCGGAAAGCCCCCUUACUAUCGCUUCAUCGAGCCAGACGAGAAGGGGACAGAUGACACUGAUGUCUUGUCUCGAAUUCGAGAUUUCCCUGAGUGCGAUACGGCUGAAGACACCAUGCGAGAACUCAUGAAAGAAGGUGUCGCAAGCAGUGUUAAAAGUACGAAUAGAGCAAUCGAGUACCUGUUUGAGAUCAUGGAAAAGGAAGGCCCCUUUGAAGGGAUUUUAGGAUACUCAGAGGGAGCUACCGUCGCUUCAACUUUUCUACUCGCCGAACAGAGGCGGUUUGAGCAAACUGGAAGGAAACCGCAGAUCAAAUGCGGCAUCUUCUUCGCCGGUUGGCCGCCUUUGGACCCUGCUACUUACGCGAUGGUUCUCGCCGAUGAAUCUGAUCUGAUGAUUAACAUUCAUACUUGCCAUAUCAUCGGGUCCCUUGAUCCUUACGUUGCGGGUUCAAUGGCCCUGUAUAACACAUGCGAACCCGACACUGCUUACAUCUUCGACCACGGCAAAGGUCAUACCCUUCCAAGAGAAAAAGGUGUCGUCAAGGAGCUUGGAGAUGUCAUUCGGAACAUGAUUGCAGAUGCGACAGCAUAGAAUUACAAGAUAGAACCCAUUUUAGAUUACCGCAGUUGUUUAGGUACUUUUCUUUUUUUUCCUUUCCCGAUGUAGGUAUAGAGAUUUCACAUGCAGUAAUAGUUGUAGAAGCAAUAUAAUUACCCCGAACAAAUAUGUUACCUUGUAGGAAAA